Lathyrus oleraceus (garden pea) is the source of this 1137-nucleotide messenger RNA. RefSeq lists its product as uncharacterized. The record is from RefSeq and is a predicted model, not a curated record. NCBI's taxonomy places the organism in Eukaryota, Viridiplantae, Streptophyta, Magnoliopsida, Fabales, Fabaceae. The transcript has a single exon. The coding region runs from base 183 to 860 and encodes 225 amino acids.
CAUUCUCUUCCUAUAUAAACCAUUCCCAUUCUUAAUUCUUCAAUCUGUUACGUAACUGAAUUUCGAAUACCACUUUUCCGUGGCAAACCGUUGUAACAAACUUCUAAAUUAAACAUAACUCUCUUCAAUACUUUCUCACUCUAAAACCGUUACACUCUCUCUCUCUCUCUACAGCUUCAACAAUGACUAUGGCGUUUCCUUCUUCAAGAAACGAAACGUCGUCGUAUACACAUUCUUAUUCAUCUGCGUUCGCUUCCUCAUCGGUGGCGAAUUUCGCUCCUCGAGCGUCACCUGUAAUGAUGCAACCCUCCUCCUUCUCAUCAUCCUCCUCCUCCGUUAAAGUUAAACUACGCGGUCACCGUACUACGCCGUUGUCUCCUCCGUCUUCAACCGUGAGAUUCUCUGUGGAGCAACGCCCAGAAUCUUCCGAGCACGGAUCGAUGACUGCGACAAAGGAUUCAAGAAACAACAACGCCGUGUCUUCAUCUAGCGAGAAAACCAGAAGGUGCAUGUGUUCUCCGACGACACACGCCGGUUCGUUCCGGUGCGCGUAUCACAAACGGAUGGCGGAGCAAGAGCAACAACGGCAACAGAAACAGGAACAGAAGGUGCAGCAACAACAACAAGUAAAGCAGGAGCAGCAACAACAACAACGGCAGCAGCAAACGGCGUGGUCAAGAAGUAGAACACUGAACCUUCGUAGAUCGGCGAUGAAGAAUUCGCUGGUGCGAAUCGGAGUUGAAGGUGAAAUAGUGAAAAGAAAUUUAGCGAAUCCGAUUAGACCUUCUGCGCAUCAGCUUCGGCGCCGGGAAGCUUUUCAGCCGAAGCCGAGCCGGCUCUCUAAUAUGUCCAAAGCUUAAGACUCAUUCUCUUUUUUUUCUUUCUUUUUGUUCCCUCGGCUCGUUCUUUAAUUUUCUUGUGUUUGUAUGAAUGAACGUGAGAAACACGCGCUUGCUACCUAUCAAGUAUCAACUCUGGAGAAUGAUUUUAUAAUUCCUUGUGUUGUGUUACGAGGGAAACCGUUUUUUUUUAAAGUAGAAAAUACAGUAAUUAGUUGUAUAUUUUUGUAAAUAGUUAUGGUAUACAGUAUCUUCUUUCUUUCUCUAAUGUAAAAUCCAAAUUAAAUCUUGUUCUACA